UCACCUAAACCCUAGACGUGACGACUCAAUCAACCACGCAGUUUGAGUUUGAGCUUUUUAGAUCUGAUAAUGGCGAACCCUAAGGUCUUCUUUGAUAUGGCGAUCGGCGGUGCACCGGCCGGCAGGAUCGUGAUGGAGCUCUACGCCGACACCACCCCUCGGACCGCCGAGAACUUCCGCGCCCUCUGCACCGGCGAGAAAGGCAUAGGCAAGAGCGGCAAGCCCUUGCACUUCAAGGGCUCCAGCUUUCACCGCGUGAUCCCCGGAUUCAUGUGCCAGGGCGGCGAUUUCACCGCCGGGAAUGGGACCGGCGGCGAGUCCAUAUACGGCAGCAAGUUCGCCGACGAGAACUUCAUCAAGAAGCACACCGGUCCCGGCAUUCUCUCCAUGGCCAACGCCGGUCCGGGGACGAACGGAUCGCAGUUCUUCGUCUGCACCGCGAAGACCGAGUGGCUCGACGGCAAGCACGUGGUUUUCGGUCAGGUUGUGGAUGGGAUGGACGUUGUGAAGGCGAUCGAGAAGGUUGGGUCAAGUUCUGGAAGGACUUCUAAGGCUGUGACAAUCGCUGAUUGUGGUCAGCUUUGAUCUGUGUGUGUGUUUUCAGAUCUGUUAAUGAGUGUUUAAUAUCUAUCUCUAUCUAUCUUAUCUUUUCUAUCUUAGGGUUUUUAUUAUGGUGGUGUCAUAUGUGGAAGAACUUUUCAUAUGCUGAAAUUGACUAUCUAAAUAAGAUAGAUUUACUUCUACUCAAUAUUCUCCCUUUUUCAGCUA
Messenger RNA from Cornus florida, 768 nucleotides. Its product is annotated as peptidyl-prolyl cis-trans isomerase-like. The record is from RefSeq and is a predicted model, not a curated record. Gene Ontology annotation, molecular function: peptidyl-prolyl cis-trans isomerase activity. Bases 70 to 585 code for a protein of 171 amino acids. Lineage: Eukaryota; Viridiplantae; Streptophyta; Magnoliopsida; Cornales; Cornaceae. The transcript has a single exon. Gene Ontology annotation, cellular component: plasma membrane; cytosol. Gene Ontology annotation, biological process: protein peptidyl-prolyl isomerization; protein folding.